CUCUCUCCUCGCGCCUCUGCGCAGACUCAGACUAUGGGUCAGUGGCUCCCUGGGAGCGCGAGCUGUUAGCGCGUAUCUUAGCGUAGCGGUUAGCUGUUAGCUCGGACUUUAGCGGAGCUGAUCCAGGUGAGCCCGGGUGGCUCAAAUGCCCGGAUCUUCCGGUGAAACGCAACCAACAACUGGUGCCGUGACAAGGCCGCGGAGACAGGUGUGUGAGCUGUGCUGACCUUGGCGGCGAUGGCGCUGAUCGAAGGUGUCGGUGAUGAGGUGACGCUGCUGUUCGCCGCUCUGCUGCUGCUAACGGUGCUGCUGCUCGCCUGGAUCUCCACCCGCACAUCCGAGCCCCCUGAACACCUGUUCACAGGCUCCUCCCCUUUACAGAGGCCUGGGCAAACCCAGCAGGACACGCCCUUUUCAUCCACCACCGCCUCCUCAUCCUCGUCCCCCUACCCACCAUCCUCAACCUCCACGUUCCUCAUGUCCUCGUCCUCGCCUUCCUCCUCUGUGAACGACAGCUUCCUGACAGAGGCUCCUCCCACACUAGAGGAUGGACAGGUGGGAGGGGACGGGGUGAGGCGCAGAGGAGGAGACGGGGAGGAUGCAGCGUCUCAGCGGAAUAUGGUGGUCAGACUCAAGUUCCUGAACGACACGGAGAGGAUGGCGCAGGUCCAACCGCAGGACACGGUCGGGUACAUCAAGAGGACCUACUUUGCGGGGCAGGAGCAUCAGGUGCGUCUCAUCUAUCAGGGCCAGCUGCUGCAAGACGACGCGCAGACGCUCGCCUCGCUGAACCUCGCUCAUAACUGCGUGCUGCACUGCCACAUCUCGCAGCACGCGGCGCGGGGGGCGGCGGGGGGCCAGCGGGCGGGAGACCAGGUGCGCGUGGCGCUGAACGUGGGCAGCCUGAUGGUCCCGCUGCUCGUGCUCAUGCUGUCCGUGCUGUGGUACUGUCAGAUCCAGUACCGCCAGUUCUUCACCGCCCCCGCCACCGCCUCGCUGGUCGGCGUCACCAUCCUCCUCAGCCUGGUGGCCUUUGGCGUCUACCGCCGCUAGCCUGCCGUGGGCCGGCGGCGGGUAUGAGAUGCCACCUGCAGUUAGUGUUUGUUUCUGUUGCCAUGGAGACGUCGUGAGGACAGAGACUCUUAUCAUUAGAUCACGUUUAUCUUCAUCAUCAGCGUGCCUCUUUGAUUUCUGUGGGAGGCACAGACACACCUGUCUG
Molecule: messenger RNA, 1219 nt
Organism: Neolamprologus brichardi
Lineage: Eukaryota; Metazoa; Chordata; Actinopteri; Cichliformes; Cichlidae
Gene: tmub1
Product: transmembrane and ubiquitin-like domain containing 1
Biological process (GO): ERAD pathway
Molecular function (GO): protein binding
Source: RefSeq, a predicted model, not a curated record